AUGGGUAUAACAGGUCUCUCUGCAUAUUUAUCUGAAGAACUUGGUUUUCAAUCAUCUACAAUCAGCUCAAAUAGUAAUAAUAAUAACAAUAGUAAUAUAGUUGAUGAAAAUAGUAAUAACAAUAAUAUUAAUAAUGGUGGUAAAAAGUUCAAUACAAAUAGAGCUAAUGAACCUCGAAAAGCAGAUCAUGUAUUCAUCGAUAUGAAUGGAAUCAUUCAUAAACAAGUUCGUAGAAAUUCCAAUAGUGAAUUGACAGUCGAUCGUGUUAAGAGAGAUUUAAUCGAUACUCUUAAAAACAUCAUGAAAGGUUCUGGUGUCUUUUAUCAUACGAAAUCAAUUCAAUUCAUUUUCGAUGGUCCAGGUUCAAGAUCAAAAAUUCUACUUCAACGUAAACGUAGAUCAAAAAAAAUCGAAGAUUUGGUAGAUACAAAAGUCAAUGCUAGUUUGAUUACACCUGGUACCUCAUUCAUGGGUGAAAUGAAACAGUUGCUAUUGGAUUACUCAAAGAAAUUACUGAGAGAAUCACAAAAUCUCAAUCUCAAGGAUAUUCAUGUGUCUGGAAGUGAUCGUUGGGGAGAAGGUGAAUUCAAAAUAUUCGAACAUAUAAAUUCAAUGAAUUGGAAAGAGAAUACCAAUGUAUCGAUAUUCACCUGUGAUUCAGAUACAAUUUUAUAUGCUUUAUUAUCAGAUGCAAAUAUUAGAAUCCAUGAUCUAUAUGAUCCGAAAUCCUAUAAAGAUAUUUCUAAAUUAAAGCAAGAGCUAUCAUUACUUGUACCACAAAGAGAUAAAAAACAAGUAUUUGUGGAUUUUGUACUUAUAAAUUUAUUUAGAGGAAAUGAUUUGUUACCUGCUUUGCAAAGUUUCAAUUUUGACUCUGUUUGGCAAGCUUAUGUAUCAUCGCCUGACAAAUUAGGUGUCUAUAAUUUGGAGACAUCUGAAAUCAAUUGGGAGUUACUCUUGGACCUGCUUUCCAAGAAUCGUAUAAUCAAUUCACCUCAAACUAAGAUAUCGAUUGUCGGUGAAUUUAGAACGUUGUUGGCUGUGUUGGCUCGAGACUUGAAGCGUGAGGAAAAGUUGGAUUUCCAACUCAGUAUGCUUGAGGUAGGCGAAAAGAAUGUCGUGGAUAUUGUCGGUGUCUUUGACGGCCAGACUUUUAAAGAGGAACGUGUGAAAUCCGAUACUCAAACCAAAACUAGAUUCCUCAAGAAGUUCUUUGAUAUCGAUCACCCGUUCUGGACAAAGUACAAGCCACUGUUGACUCGGGAGCAAAUCGAUGGUCUGGUGCGACGUAUGGCGACUUCCAUGGCAAACUACGUCACCGCCAACGCUGAAGAACCGUCAAUCGAGCAUUUACUCCAACAUGUCUCAACUGAUGCAUGGAAACAUCCAGAAGCAUUGGACCAAUUGAAUCAAAGUUUCAAGAAAUAUGUAGAUACAUCAAAGUUGACAGAGUUUGAAAACAGUCAAUUGUCAUUCCAUCCUACUUUACAUCUCUCCAAGCACAACAACAGUAUAUUCCUACGCGAGGAAAUACUAAACAGCAAACAAUAUACAAGUCCAAAACACUUGGAAACCAUUCCCUACAAACCAAAAGCUCUUAAUCAAAACAUUAACAACAAUAAUAAUUUUAAUAGUAAUAAUAGUUAUAGUAGUAAUUAUAAAUCAAAUUAUAAUAUUAAUAGAGUUUCGAAGGGUGCUAUGCAAUAUCAAUCAAGAUUUGGAAUUAAGGAUUCAACAACUACCACUACCACAAAUACCACCACCACUGAUUCUCAAGUGAAUCAAGGUGUUAUCAAUGCGGUCAGAAAUUAUUUUACAACAAAUCGUACUCCAACAAUUCAAACUACUACUAGUCUCAUACCAACCAUCAAAUAUAGCAGUAUAGUAGAUGUUAUCAAAAGUAACAAAAAUAUAAAAUAA
Heterostelium album PN500 is the source of this 1920-nucleotide messenger RNA. RefSeq lists its product as uncharacterized. Gene Ontology annotation, cellular component: nucleus. The transcript has 7 exons. Gene Ontology annotation, biological process: rRNA catabolic process; nuclear-transcribed mRNA catabolic process. Gene Ontology annotation, molecular function: RNA binding; 5'-3' RNA exonuclease activity. Bases 1 to 1920 code for a protein of 639 amino acids. The record is from RefSeq and is a predicted model, not a curated record. NCBI's taxonomy places the organism in Eukaryota, Evosea, Eumycetozoa, Acytosteliales, Acytosteliaceae.